UAGUACUCUUUGCUAUUCAUUCAGAACAAACCAAAUACAUUUCACACAGUACCAUCAUAUGAAAAAACUCACAAGUCACAACUCAACUACAUACAUUCACCUUCUCUUGUUCUUGCUCCCAAACAACAGUGCAAAAACCCUAAACAAAAACCCCAAAGCAACAGUAAUCCACAGGCAACUCCACAUAUCCAAAUCAACAACCCCUCUCUGUUUCAAUAUAUCCGGCCCGCCCAUUAGGCAAGUCGACCCGUUAAUCUUCUUCCCCAAACUCCUACUAAUCGACUCCAGCAAAUCGAGCUUCACCCCGUGCGGCACGUCCUUCAACGGCCACCUCGACCCGUCCCCGAACUCGUUCCGCAUAAUCCCUUCGUAUGGGUAUUUCACGAGCGACGCGUAUAGACAAAGCCCGACGGGCCUCCCGCUAGGCCCACGGCCCAAUAGGAAUCGAGGUGGCCGAGUGCGAGACGACGUAAGACGAGCGGCGGUACGCGUUGUGGGCCGUCUCGCGCGCGAAUAUGUUCCGGUCGAGGAGGAAAGCGGGCAUGGCCUCAGCGCAUGUGUAGAACGUGGUCGAGACGGCAAACGCGAAGAAACCGAGGCGCUCCCGGACGCCCCUCGGCGAGUCGUCGAGCUUCCGGAAGACGGUGGCGAGUAUGGCGCCGGUUACGAGGACGGCGACGAGACGAGCCCCGAACUGCUCGGGGGACCGUCGGGAGUUCGCGAACGAUCUUUUGGCGACCACGAGGAUUUCUCUCCACAUGGGGUUCGCGUAUUUGCGGCCAGUAGAAAUGCUCGCGCGUGUGGCGUUUCUAAGGGUCGACGAUUUGGAGCUCGGAUUUCGGGUUCCGGAAGGAGUUCCCUCGAGCUCGCGGAUGAAGUCGAGAGCAAACUCCGUCUUGUCCUUGCUAUCCGAGAUCGGGCUCCCGAACGCCGUGAAAAAUCGGGGAAGAGCCCCGGGUGGCCCGUAGAAGACCGCUUGGCCACACGAGAGUAUGAUCAACCGGUCGAGCUGGCGCAGAAUCCGGUAGCUUGGUUGGUGAAUCGACAAAACAACAAUACUUCCACCCCGCGCGAUUUGACGCAAGACUUUGACCGUCAUGUGCGCGCUCGUCGAGUCCAAACCCGAGGUCGGCUCGUC
Messenger RNA from Striga asiatica, 1138 nucleotides. The record is from the annotation of a GenBank genome assembly. Lineage: Eukaryota; Viridiplantae; Streptophyta; Magnoliopsida; Lamiales; Orobanchaceae.